CUGCGGAUGCAAGGGGAGAAGCUCCAGCUGGGAGGGAUUCAUUUGGCAGUGCGUUUUGUGUGGCCUGGCAACUCGCCCUUCCCCCCCCCCACCUCACGUCUAAGGCCUCUGGCGGCUGCCUGGCGAGGAGGGGGAGCCGAGCCGCCCCCCUGAGUCUAAGGAAAGAGGCCCCGCUUGCCCACCAACCCCCACCCCCAGGCCCUCCGUUUGACAGGUGGGACCCUCUUCUCGCUCAGCCCGGCCCGGGUGCCGCCGAAGGGGGGGGAGGCCCCGCCUUGCCCUGCCCGGCCCAGGCGCCGAGUCCUCCGGCGGCGGCGGCGGCAAUCAGCGCUGGUGGAGCAGAGGAGGGGCCAGAGGGGAAGGAGCGGGAUCAGCGCAGCCUGGCAUGACGAGACGAGGCCCCCGGAGAAGUGCCCAGCAGAGUGCCACAGUGCCCAUCCCUGUGCCUGGCUCAGCUUCUGACUUGCUCCCUCACUUCCUUCUGGAGCCUGAGGAUGUUUAUAUUGUCAAGAACAAGCCGGUGACACUAGCUUGCAAAGCUGUUCCUGCCACCCAGAUCUACUUCAAGUGCAAUGGGGAAUGGGUGCACCAGGGUGACCACAUCAUACAACGCAGUAAGGAUAAAAGCACUGGCCUGCCCCUCAUGGAGGUGCGGAUUGACAUCUCACGGCAGCAGGUGGAGAAGAUCUUUGGCUUGGAAGAGUACUGGUGCCAGUGUGUCGCCUGGAGCUCUUCUGGCACCACCAAGAGUCAGAAGGCGUAUGUGCGCAUUGCUUAUCUGCGGAAGAAUUUUGAGCAGGAGCCAGUGGCCAAAGAGGUCUCUAUUGAACAGGGGAUUGUGCUGCCAUGCCGCCCUCCAGAGGGGAUCCCACCAGCCGAAGUUGAAUGGCUACGCAAUGAAGAGCUCGUGGAUCCCGCUCUGGACUCCAAUUUCUACAUCACGCUGGAGCACAGCCUGGUUCUGAAGCAGGCCCGCCUGGCUGACACGGGCAACUAUACAUGUGUGGCCAAGAACAUUGUCGCCCGUCGCCGCAGCUCAUCCGCUGCUGUCACUGUCUAUGUGAAUGGCGGCUGGUCGACGUGGACGGACUGGUCAGCUUGCAGCACCAGCUGUGGACGGGGCUGGCAGAAGCGAAGCCGGAGCUGCACCAACCCAACGCCACUCAACGGGGGGGCCUUCUGUGAGGGCCAGAAUGUGCAGAAAAGUUCCUGCGCCACCCUGUGCCCAGUGCCUGGUGGUUGGUCAGCCUGGAGCUUGUGGUCCGUCUGCAGUGCAGAUUGUGCACACUGGCGUAGCCGCGAGUGCUCAGAUCCAGUGCCCCGCAACGGUGGUGACGAGUGCCAGGGGCCCGAACUGGAGACCCGCAACUGCACCAGUGAGCUGUGUUCUCAUGGAACUGGUGGCUCCGAGGAUGUGGCUUUGUAUGUGGGGCUGAUUGCAGUGGCGGUCUGUUUAGUGCUGCUACUCCUGGUGGUGACCUUAGUCUAUUGCCGCAAGAAAGAAGGAUUGGAUUCUGAUGUGGCCGAUUCUUCAAUCCUCACAGCUGGCUUUCAGCCAGUCAGCAUCAAGCCCACCAAAGCAGAUAACUCCCAGUUACUCACUAUCCAGCCCGACCUGAGCACCACCACUAUGACCUACCAGGGUUCACUGUGCCCACGCCAGGAUGCACCCAGCAAGUUUCAGAUUGGCAAUGGGCACCUGCUGAGCCCUCUGGGUAGUGGGCGCCACACCCUGCACCAUAGUUCACCUAGUGCUGACCCAGUGGACUUCGUGUCACGAUUCUCCACCCAGAGUUUCUUCCGCUCCUUGCCCAGGGGUGGCGCCAACAUGGCCUAUGGGACCUUCAACUUCCUGGGUGGACGUUUAAUGAUCCCCAACACAGGUGUCAGCUUGCUCAUCCCACCUGAUGCCAUCCCACGGGGGAAGAUCUAUGAAAUCUACCUGACCCUACACAAACAGGAAGAUGUGAGGUUGCCUCUGGCUGGCUGCCAGACAUUGCUGAGCCCCAUCGUCAGCUGUGGCCCUCCAGGGGUGCUGCUCACCAGACCUGUCAUCCUAGCCAUGGAUCACUGUGUGGAGCCCAACCCCGAGACAUGGAGUCUGCAUCUCAAGAAGCAAUCCUGUGAGGGCACCUGGGAGGAUGUGCUGCACCUCGGUGAACCAGCACCCUUGGAACUCUACCACUGCCAGCUGGAACCCCAGGCUUGCUACAUCUUCACUGAACAACUCGGGCGCUUUGCGUUGGUAGGGGAAUCCCUCAGCAUGGCUGCAUCAAAGCGUCUCAAGUUGGUUCUCUUUGCACCCACAACUUGUACUGGGCUGGAAUAUGAUGUCCGUGUCUAUUGCCUCAGUGAUACCCGCGAUGCACUCAAGGACGUGGUACAAAUAGAGAAGCAGAUGGGCGGACAGCUAAUUGGUGCUCCACGGAUCCUACACUUCAAAGAUAGUUAUCACAACCUGCGCCUCUCUAUCCAUGAUGUGCCAAGCUCACUGUGGAAGAGCAAACUCCUUGUCAGCUAUCAGGAGAUUCCUUUCUAUCACCUUUGGAGUGGGCUGCAACCUUACCUGCACUGCACCUUCACAUUGGAGAGACUCAGUACUAGCACAUGCCAGUUGGCUUGCAAAAUCUGGAUCUGGCAGGUGGAAGGUGAUGGGCAGAGCUUCAAUAUUGACUUCAACAUUGCCAAGGAUGCUCGAUUCUCAGACUGGCUUCCUCCAGACAAUGAGGCUGGUUCCCCUGCCCUGGUGGGCCCCAGUGCCUUCAAGAUCCCUUUCCUCAUCCGCCAGAAGAUCAUAAGCAGCCUGGACAUGCCUGGAGCCCGUGGGGCUGACUGGAGAGCAUUAGCCCAGAAGCUGCACCUUGACAGCCAUCUCAACUUCUUUGCUUCAAAACCCAGCCCGACAGCCAUGAUCUUGAACUUAUGGGAGGCACGUCACUUCCCCAAUGGGAACCUCAACCAGCUGGCUGCUGCGGUGGCCGAAGUGGGCAAGCAGGACAGCUCCCUUUUCAUGGUUUCAGAGGCUGAGUGCUAAGGCCCUCAGAGGGGGCCACGCAGGCCUUGGCCAGGAGAUAACGGGGGCAGCGCUUCCACACGUCUCCUGCUUUCCUUUGCUCGUGUGCCCUUUUCGAGGCAUAGCAGCCUCUUGCCCUCUUUUCCUUGUGCCAAAUACAGCCAGAAGGCAAGCACACUGGGCUCAGUCUUUAGCAGCCAUGGAAGCGACUACUGAAUGCCUGCCCUCCUGCCACCAAGGAAGCCCCAAGACUGUCUAUGGAAGGCCUGUCCCUUCUACUGGCACAGGCUGGCAAUGGAUUGUGACCAUAUCCUCUGGCUUGGAUAUGCCUCCAGUGCCCUUUUCUACCUGAGAAUGGGAAGAAUGAGGGAAGGAGAUGGCCAGCCUAGUGCUCAUGGUUGAGAGUCACUAGGAGAAACAGGUAAGCUUGGUCUUGGAGCUGAGAUUUCUGUGCCCCUCCCACUGCAGCCCCCAGCCAGCCCAGUGCCAAGAUAAAAGUAGAGGGUGGGGAGGGGGGGAAUAGCACAGGGUAGUUCCUGAACUAUCUGUAUAUUUUUGCUGUAGCUCAAGAGUUACCCAAGGCACAGUUAUGUAGAGCAGCCCCCAGGUUGGUGGCUUGCAAACACUGGGAGCCCCAGGGGACAAGGGAGGGGCAGGAGAUACCUAGGCAGAAGGCAGCCCAGGGCUCACAUGGCCAUGGUGUACUGGAUGACUGGACGUGUGCCUCCUUCAGUCCUUGCCCAGUGUAUAUGCAAAGGGAAUUGUGCGUGUGCGUGGCAGUCCAAUCCGUGCAGUGAACGUGUGCUGGACCGGGCAGGUCCGUGCCGUAUUGUGUAAAGAUCGUUUUUUAUUCUGUAUUCAAGUGCAUUCAAGUAUUUACACUUGGCCUUAUGUACAUACAAGCAUCCCGCACAGCGUUUU
Pogona vitticeps (central bearded dragon) is the source of this 3934-nucleotide messenger RNA. It is a transcript of the gene UNC5A, whose product is annotated as unc-5 netrin receptor A. Lineage: Eukaryota; Metazoa; Chordata; Lepidosauria; Squamata; Agamidae. The record is from RefSeq and is a predicted model, not a curated record. Gene Ontology annotation, biological process: netrin-activated signaling pathway; anterior/posterior axon guidance. Gene Ontology annotation, molecular function: protein binding; netrin receptor activity. Gene Ontology annotation, cellular component: membrane.